Zootoca vivipara (common lizard) is the source of this 2019-nucleotide messenger RNA. The record is from RefSeq and is a predicted model, not a curated record. Lineage: Eukaryota; Metazoa; Chordata; Lepidosauria; Squamata; Lacertidae.
AGGGCCCUGCAGGGGUGUGGGCCUCAGCAGGUGCCCCACGGUGCGGACCCUGGAUGCCCGUCCCACCAGCAUGGUUUCAAGACUAGGUUACGGUUCAAGGGCAACGUUUCCUGGAAGCGCCAAUCUCUGCAGAAUUGUUGUAAGGAUAAUAGCACCUGUGAACAGGUUCUGGCGCAGACGCCCCAUGUUCAGACGCUCCCACCUCAAGAUCCUGCUGAUCGGCAAUUCCGGGGCGGGAAAAUCUGCCCUGAUGAACCAGUAUGUUAACCACCGCUUCAGCAGUCGCUACAGAGCCACCAUUGGAGCAGAUUUCCUCAGCAAGGAAGUAAACAUUGAUGGACGCAAACUGACCGUGCAGAUUUGGGACACAGCUGGUACAGAAAGGUUCCAAGCACUGGGGACUGCCCUCUACCGGGGGUCAGACUGCUGCCUUCUGGUCUUCGAUGUCUCAUCUGUCAGCUCUUUCCAAGCCCUGGAGAAGUGGCACAAGCAGCUCCUGUUGCAGAUUGAGCCAGAGGAAGAGCCCAUUUUCCCCACUGCUGUCAUUGGGAACAAGAUGGACCUGGAGAACCGUGAGGUGUCUUCCGAGGAAGCAGAAAUGUGGAGCAAGCUUCAUGAAGCCAAAUACUUUGAAACCAGUGCCAAGGAAGCCACCAACGUGGAGGAGGUGUUUGAGUGGGCCAUACGGGCCGUACUAAAGAAUGUAAGAAACCUCAUUUUCAGCCCUGCCCUUAUAAGGCCCCAGACAGACCACAUACCUUUGAGAUUGCUUUUAUCCCUAAAAACAAAAACACCUCUCCCCGUUUUCAACUUUCUUAUAAGACAUAGUCCUUCCCAACACCCCAUUGCCCACCUGCAUCAACCACUUUGCCCCCUCACCAUUUUUCUUUUUGUUUCACCUCAGCGGAGGGUACAUGAAGAGCCACAACCGGACUCAGUUCACCUGGAGACCAGGCCACCAGAAGGGGCAGCCAGACAGAAGUGUAGCUGCUGAUCAGACCAAAUACAGAUCCCUUCUGUCCGAAUAUGCCUAAGGGGGUGGGCUCUUCAAGCUCUGCAAUCCCAAAGGGUGAAAGUGCAACCCCAAAGAACAGCCCCAAGGACAUUUGGGGGGGCUGCAGCAGACAGCUUCUGGAGCUGGAUCCCAAGGUAGACCUUUGUUCUCUGGAUGACACAGCCUAGCACUUGGGAGAGCUGGAUCAUAUCCCCGGCUACUCUUCCCCCAAGCACAUGGAAAUAAAGCUGAAUGCCAAUAUUGUGCUUUUCAAUGGUGAAAACACUUGCGUCCCAGCCCUCCCAAGAGGGCAAAAGGGCUCUUCUCCCAAAAAGUAGCCAGAAAUGCCCUAGUACUAGAAGAGGAUGAGGGAAAGAGCUAGUUUCACAGACAGAACCUGGUUUCCAAAAAAAGGAGGUCUUUAAUUGUUCAAAAUAGCACAAAAACGACAGAUACGCAGCACUAGGGGUGAGGAGGCGCGGAGGGGUGGACAGCCAUGGGAAACUCCUAGGACGACUGUUCCUGUCUCAAAGGAAAAUAAAUGGGGUAGGAGAGUGGGUUAGGAAGGAUCUUAGGGUCUGAACAGGAAGGGGACACAGCGAAAUACAUUAUAAUACAAAAGACCAGGGCACAGAGCAAGUUGGUGGGGAAGGGGGUCUGCUCCUGGGUUUGUUUGCUUUUGGGGGGGAGGGGAGCCUGCUUUACCUGCCAAAUCUCUUUGACAAUGGAGAGGUAGGACUUAGCAGUCAGUGCAGUUGUUUGCUUUUCAUUUUAUAGCCUAUUCCCCACCAUCUCUGAAGAAUAAGCCCCGACUGCUCUUCUCCCUUCCCCUCUGUGGAAUGUCCAGAGAGGCAGCGAGUGGAGGGGGGUGUACAUAUUCCUCUGGAGUGGGAGGGAGCCGAGAUCCCUGCCCCAGCCAGAGGGAAAGCUGUACUUCAACAGGCAAAAGUAUUGUCCUGCAGUCUUGUUCCUAGCUUAUCACCCCGACCUUGUGGGGUCAGGCUCCAUCCCUCAAAAAUGUCCCG